Magallana angulata is the source of this 1343-nucleotide messenger RNA. RefSeq names its product oxidoreductase HTATIP2-like. Lineage: Eukaryota; Metazoa; Mollusca; Bivalvia; Ostreida; Ostreidae. Gene Ontology annotation, biological process: import into nucleus. Bases 40 to 966 code for a protein of 308 amino acids. Gene Ontology annotation, cellular component: cytoplasm. The record is from RefSeq and is a predicted model, not a curated record. The transcript is spliced from 6 exons.
CAUAUUUUAGUGACGUAAUAAGAAGGGGUGAUCACCGUGAUGAGAUUUUUGUGGUUCAACUUGGACUGCCGAGACUCUGCGCCUGGUGUUGCAAUUGCACUUGCAACUUUAGGCAUAUUUUGGACCUGUUUAAUCAGCAUAUAUGAUUUAGCAAUAGUUCACGACACAUUUACGAUAGCCAGCAUGGCAGCAGAAAGAGAGCAAAAUUUGGAAAACUUUAAAAAAGAAGGCCAUUCUGCUUUUGUUAUUGGCUAUACAGGUGAAAUUGGCAAAGUACUGGUGAAGGAAUUGGAUGAGGUGAAAGCUUUCAAGAGAGUUGUACUGGUUGGAAGAAGACAGACCAAUAUAACUCAGAAACUUGGAGCAGGAUUUGAAGAAAGAGUUGUUGAUUUUGAUAACCUUGAUGACUAUAAGGAAGCAUUUGCUGGAUGUGAUGUUGGCUUCAAUACGCUAGGAACAACCAGGGCAAAAAGUGGUGCACAAGGUUUUGUAAAAGUGGACCAUGACUAUGUAUUAAAGACAGCAGAGAUUGCAAAAGCUAGUGGUUGCAAACAUUUUCUACAUACCUCGUCCCAAGGGAGUGACAAAAAUAGUUCCUUACUUUACACACGGACAAAGGGCCAGGCUGAAGAAAGUUUAAGAGUGAUUCAUUUUGAUAGACUUUCAAUAUUUAGACCAGGAAUCUUGUUGUGUGACAGAGAAGAGAGCAGACCAAGUGAAUCAUUCUUCCGAACUGUUCUGAAGCCAGUGUUUUACUUUUUUCCCACUGCUAUUUCCACACCCACGGAGGUGGUGGCGAGAGCUAUGGUCAACAACGCCAUAAGUCCUCCUUCCGAAAACAGAACAGAGCUAUUUGAGAACAAAGCCAUUCAUAUGAUGGCUGGCAAUCUGAAACCCAAACCAGAAGAUAUGGUGAAGCCAGUCAAAAAGUCAGCAAAAGAAACGGAUGACAAUCAGGAAUUAUAGCUCGAGAUUGUUUAACUGCUGCAAUUGCUGUGAUGAUAUAAGAAUUCGAAAUUCUUUCUAUGUUUUUACAAAUUAUUUGUUGGUUGCGCAUUUUGAAGGCUUAAUGUUCAGUCAAAAUUCGUAAAUUCUUCCAAAAUUUCAUGAAAAAACUUCAAAACAUUGUAUACAUGUUCUGCUAUGUCCAAUGUCUUGCCCUUAAUUUUUCAGCACAAACAAAAAAACUGUUAGGGAUAAAAAUUUUUUACAGAACUCUUUAUUUAAGUAAGAAACUUCUGUCAUACAAGACUCUCAAGCAGCAGUGGAGAUCAUUAAACUGAAUUUUACUUCCGAAUGAAUAAGAUGUAAGAAAUAUAAGUCAAUUAUUAGGAAAGAUUUAA